Molecule: messenger RNA, 3901 nt
Organism: Xiphias gladius (swordfish)
Lineage: Eukaryota; Metazoa; Chordata; Actinopteri; Istiophoriformes; Xiphiidae
Product: ankyrin repeat domain-containing protein SOWAHB-like
Exons: 5
Coding region: 120-2897 (925 amino acids)
Molecular function (GO): protein binding
Source: RefSeq, a predicted model, not a curated record
AUACCUGAGGUGGGCGGAGCUUCGCCCCGGUCUGACAGAAUCAACUCCCCGACCUUUGGAGCUGGCAGGGAGGGAGAGAGAGAGAGGGGGGAGGCCGAGAACGUAAAGUAAAGACCAGAAUGGCCACAGAUUUCAGUCAGGACGCGGUGUUACGUUUCCUCCAGAGCAGCGGCGGCUCGGUGAAAAACUCGGAUCUGCUCCUGCACUUCAGAAGCUUCAUCCGGAACCAUGAGGACCAGGACCGAAACCGGGAGCUCUUCAAGAAGUUCGUCAACUCCGUGGCGACUGUCAGACAGGAGGACGGCGUCUCCUACGUCGUUCUGAGGAAGAAACUCAGAGGACACAUCCCGGGUGACGGUGGAGGGGGCCCCCCCGGGCCGCCACGACACCCCGCCGGGAAGAACGCCGAGCCCUCCGCGGAGAGCACCGACCUGAACCCGGCUGGGGCCACAGAGACGUCAGGACUGAAACCACGGCGGAGGGAGGUGAAAACACCCGCCCCGCCGGGAGAAACCGCCGGGAAAACAAUCCUACCUGCGGCUGGAAUCAGGCUCGCCAGCUGCAGCAGCAGCAGCAGCAGCAGCAACAACAACAACAACAACGUGGAAACGAAUUUCAACCUGAAACAGAAACAACACCAGGUAAACAGCACACCUGAACUCUCUGGUAGACCAGCAGCAGCUCGGGUGGUGACUCAGAGCUCUGAGAAAACAGAACUGAAGACCCCCAGUCUGCCUGAGCCGCCUGUACGAGAUCAGUGCACUAAGGUGGCACAGCAGAGGGUGGCUUUUGGCCCGCUUCCUGGGAUCACACCAGUGGUCCCUGCAGUCAGAGAAACCAGCCAUCAGGCCCCCGUCCCUGAAACCCUCAGAGGGAGCGAAGCCUGUGUACGGCCCGAGGGCCUUCAUCAAGGGCCUCCUCUUCAUCAUGUCAGUCUUCAUCCUCAGGUCGCUCCACGCCGCUUCAGACACAGGCAGAGCUACAAAUCUGCUGUUUCUUAUGAUGAAGAUGAGGAGGAAGAGGAGGAGGUCACAGUGAGGCGAGGUUCUGCAGGAGGAGUGUGGCCCCUGAGUGAUCCUCUGAGGGACGCAGGGAGAGCCAUCUCCGCCUCCUCGCCGUGCAUCACAGAACUGCCUGCUCCUCCCUCUGUCAUCUCCUCUUCCUUCUCCCCUUCAUCAGAGAGGAAUCCUCCUAAUAUUUACAUCCAGGGUGUGGAAGGGGAAACGCUGCCCCCUCACGACCCAGGCUUUGGGUCAGAGCUGGGGCUGAAAGGACAAUGGGCAGGGACAGGGCUGGAACCUGUGUCUGUAUCGUCGGAGUUAAUAUCCACCAGACACAGCAGGCCUUUAGAUGCAGAGCGCUACACACCGCCACGAGACCGAGCUAAAGAGGCUUCGCCCCACCGUGAUAUCCACCAGGACCGCCAAUGCCCGCAGGCCCCAGGUGUUCAGCUGGAACCCAGGCAGGGGCCUCAUCACAGCCAAAGGGCGUGGCUGUCGUCUAGCCACAGCAGCCUCUUCUCCCCCUCGUCGGAUGCUGGCUUCUCCAGCAGCGACUGGCCUACAUCUGGCUUAUCCAGAGGCUCGAGGUGGAACAGCAGCCAAGAGGAGCUACAGGCCAGAACAGGUGGGCGCAGGGCUAAAAUCCAGGAAGUACUCCAGCGAGCCCAAAGGACCAAGCUUGAGUCUGUGACGCAUCUUGCCGACAGUAAAACCACAGCAGGCCGUCUCCGCCAGGACCAGCAUCCUACAACUCAUUUGUCACCAUUCCAUCACUCAGCUGACAAUCUCAAUGACGACCAGCACUCUACAGUCCCAGUGUUGCCAUUCCACCUCUCCUCAGGUGAUCUUUAUGACAAUCGCGAGGAGGCGAAGUCGAGUGAGGGCUCCACCCCUUCACCGCUGCUGCGGCAGCACCCAGCAGUCACCAGGCGGCUCAGCAGCCAGCUGAGAAGCAGGAUGUGUCGAAGCCUAGGGGCCGACCUUGACCAGCUCCUCCAGGAGGAGGUGAGGGGAAGAGGGGGGAGUGAGGUGGCCCGACUGAACCGCCUCCACCUGAUCUCCUCCUCACUCAGCCUGAAUUACAACCUCUCAUCCUCCUCGCUGUCGUCCUGCUCCACGCCGCCUCGCUGUGACAGCUUCCCCAACCUGGUCGAGGGGGGGGGGCAGAGUGGAGGGAGGAGGAGCCUCCCCGCGUCAGCUGCCUCCUCCACCGCUCACCAUGAAGGCUCCAGUAGGCAGCAGUCGUUGGUUCCUCUGGAGCCCAGGGAGCACGCCUGGCUGGUGAAGGGGGCGGAAGGUGCCUGGCCCGACAUCUACUCCUUGUUCAGAGAGGAAUCGUCCCUGCUAAACAAACGAGACUUCAUCUCCGGCUUCACUGUGCUGCACUGGAUUGCUAAACACGGUGACCACCGAGUCCUCAACACCUUAUGGUAUGGGGUUCAAAAGGCUGGUUUGAUGUUUGACAUAAACGCAAGGUCAACAUGUGGCCACACGCCUCUCCACAUUGCCGCCAUCCAUGGAAACAAGAAUAUAAUGCGGUUGCUGGUUACCAAGUUCAACGCUGACGUGAGGCUGAGGGAUACAGCGGGAAAGAAGCCCUGGCAGUACCUGAGCUGCACUGUGCCACUGGACAUCUUCCAGCUGCUGGGAGCACCAGCAAGGGCUGCUUUGGGAGGAGGGGGAGGAGUCAGGAGAGUAGAAACCAGUUGGGAGCAAAAACAACAGCAGCAGUACCGCCGCCGUCGACGGCAUCAUCUCUCCUCGGCUUCCUCGGGAGAGAGGCCAUUGACCAUUGCAGGCACAACAAGGGUCAAAAGGUCGUCAUCGAUCGCUGCAUUCCUCAAACACAAAUCACUGCGUCGGUUUCAUGGACAUCAGUCUGACUCCUCAGUCUGAAAACCUCAACUGAUGGAUUAAGUUGGACGUUGUUUGGAGAAUUCUGAAACCUGAUUGGUUUACCGACCACUCAAUUGAACAACUGUUAGCUGGUCUCACAUACAAAAACAAUAUUUUGAGUUGGGUCUAACCACAACACAGCCAAGAUCAAAAAGUGUCAGCAAUUCCCCACAGCAUAUUCUGAUCCUUGACACUGACCGUACCCCCUGGCUGGCAUGCCUAAAUCAUAAAUGGCAAGUAAAUUCUGUGCCACAGAUACCACUUCUCAUUGGCAUUAAAAAAAACAUUUCAGUGGCCAUUGGUGUAGCUAGUGUUAAAGUUCAUUACAUUUUGUGUUUACAACUUUGUUGCAGUCCAACAGGCUUCCUAUUAUAACCAUAAAAGGGUUCAUGUUUAGCUAUGGCUAACCUGACUAGCUUAGCUAUAUAUUUCUGUAACGUGUCCCUACAAGGAGUCCAGUGAAACCAGCAUUUAUUUGCAAAAUUUUGGACCAAAAUUAAUUUCAGUGGAAUUGCCACAAUCGCUGUAUUUGCUCAGAGAGUAACCUGCAAAUCGACUCGAUACAGCAAAGAGAACCAGAGGGUCCAAAAUGGAGCAAGCUAUAAUAUUAAAUGUUUCGCACCAUUUAAUUUUAAGAAGCCUUUUAAUAAAUGCUCCGCAAAAGAGUCAUGGUUUAAAUUCAACAGUCAGAUUGGAGUCUAGCUAACAAGCAUGUUGUCAGUUAGCCUGCCGGCUAAAGUAACUAAACCUCAAGUAGUCAUGUCACCAACCUCUUUCAUGAAGGCUGGCAAAAGCUACCAGUUCUUAAUGGCACCUGACAGUGGAACAUGAGUGACAUUCUGUUUAUCAGCGGAACAUGGAUCAGCAGCAGCACACAGCACAACAGUCGACAGUGACACACCACCAAUCAGCAUAUGCCAUUCAAACAGCUUCUCUCAAAGUUUACAUCAUUUACGUCACUGUGGAUGCAGAAAAAUUCACAUUUUCCUGAUCUUCAGGUUUAC